Molecule: messenger RNA, 2053 nt
Organism: Trachymyrmex cornetzi
Lineage: Eukaryota; Metazoa; Arthropoda; Insecta; Hymenoptera; Formicidae
Exons: 7
Coding region: 344-1828 (494 amino acids)
Biological process (GO): actin cytoskeleton organization
Cellular component (GO): cytoplasm
Source: RefSeq, a predicted model, not a curated record
AAUUCUAGCGGCCGCUAUGAUUUAUGUUUUAUUUUUCGUACAGAAAAACGAGGCAUUGAUACUUAAUCGCCUAAAAUUUGAGAUCUUCGCGGAAGACAUCGAAUAAAGUCGAUCUGUCCAUCUGCGGAGUCACCUCCAGCUGCCGAGAACAAUAACGUGAACAAUUCUGCGAAGUAAUUGACAAGAGUUAUCCGGUAUCUCUCGGAAAUCGGAGCAGAUCAAUUGAAAGCGUAUCAAGAAAAUUUGGAGUAAAUUGAAAUAAACGAUUCCUGUGGAGGACAGCGGCGACGAAAAUAAUCACAGAAUGACGCAUUAAUCGUAAAACACGGAUUUCACCAGAGGAAUGAGCAGUCCUCGAAAUCAAUUGAGUACCACGGGCGAGGAAAGGACGAGGGUGAUUGUAUCCGCCUGCGAGUCUUCUUCCUCUUGCCGCGAGUCUAGAACCGCCGCCGUUGAUACCUCGAAUAUCGCGCCUCCGUCGAGACGGAAGUGCUUAUGCCCGUCGCGGCCAUUAACAGCAAAUCGCUGCGCGCCGUUUCGUAGACGAGUCUCCUUCAGCGACGCCACUGUCAUUGGGACCGACGGCGAUGAUGAUCGUUGUCGCCGCACGAUGCAGGAUGACGAUCUAAGGAGCACAUGUCGCGACGACGACAGAGAAAUCGAGAGCAAGGCGGAGCGAGAGACGUUUUACGACAUUUGGAAGGCGGACGACUCGUCAACCGGCAGGAGCGACGACGGAUACUCGGAAAGUACACCGAGAAUCGACAAUUACGCGGAGACCCGCUGUAGAGUAUCGGGUUGCACUUUCAACAACAACAAAAGCCAGCGUUUGCAGUCAGAAAAUAUCAACGAGCAGACAGUCGAGAGGGAUGAACACACGCGGGGAGAAUGGACCGGUAACGGUGACGUCUGUCCGACGGAUCGCAUUGCCGGAAAUAAAGCAAGAAACGACGAAGAUGAUACUAUGUGGAACGAGAAUCUAUCAAACUCCAGCCACAAGAACGUAGACUCGAUUGGCCGUAAUGAGUAUCGCAUGCGAGGAGGCUGCGGCGGAUGCUGCUGCGGAGCACGCGAAAACGUCUGGAGGAGUUCACAGGGUUACGGUUGCUGUUGCGGAAGACUCGUACCGGCGCCGAAUGAAUCAUGCGCACCUAGUCCGGACAGAGUCAAGACAGUGUGCGUUAUGCCAUCGCGUUCCUGUUGUUGUCGUCCCCGAGUCUGCAGGAAGUCGGCCAGGUGCGAGCCAUCUCCGUGCACAACGAGUAUCCGAAGUUGCGGCGGUGGUAGAUGUUGCGGCGGCUGCGGGAAACCCGGUCAGAUUUGCACAUCCUCGUCGCCGAGGAUAUGUAACUCGCCAGCUCAUUCCUCGCGCGGGAGAUCGCCUUGCGCUCCGCGUUGUCCACCGCAGCCCUCUUGCUCAAUCAGUGGCUGCAGAAGCUUCUGCAGUGGACCCAACAAUUGUAGGAGGUCGCGCAGCCCAAGAUGUCUGUCUACCAUAAGUAACGGAUGCUGCAGCGUCAAUGACGGAGUGAAAUGCGGCACCGAUGGAGCCUGCUGCCGGCUGAGAUUGCCAUGUGAAUGCCUUGGUGGCGGCCUUGACUGUCGGCGAUGUGGAAGAAAGGUCUACCAGGCUGAGAUGCAGAUCGCCUCCGGAGUACCGUACCACAAUAUUUGCUUCAGUUGCUUUUGUUGCCGAAAGCCGCUGGAACCGUUGACUUAUCAGGAGAACGGCGGCGAGAUCUAUUGCAAACAAUGUUACGUUCGUAAUUUCGGACCGCAAGGAUAUGGUUACGGCGUGGGUGCCGGUGUACUGCAGACACCCUUGUGAUCCCGUCGACUGCUUAGUAUCGGUCGUACACAUGCGAAAGCAUUCAAGUAUAGUUACGACGUUUCUUUAUGCGUUCUUCUAUUUCUUUACGACAGUUAUAAAGUCAUGCGUGAGAGAGCUCAAUGCAUAUUAAGACAUUUGCUUUUGUGUGGCGCCAUAACAUCCUGUACAUUUUUCCGCACGCACACGCAUAUUUAGCGAACGUUUUUACGCGAAUAAAUCCUG